AUGGAUUGGCAAGGACAGAAGCACUCGGAAUUUUUGAUGCAGAUUUUGCUCGUAGUGUUCGCGGUUGUUGCUUUCGCGGUCGGAUAUGCUAUCGAAUCCUUCCAGAUGAUGAUGCUUAUCUAUGCCUCUGGAGUUUUCCUGACUGCAUUGAUUACGGUGCCCAAUUGGCCCUUUUUCAAUCGCCACCCGCUGAAAUGGUUGGACCCGAGCGAGGCUGAUCGCCACCCGAAGCCACAGGCCACCGCUGCGGCUUCAAAGAAGAAGGCAUCCAAGCAAAAGUA
This is a messenger RNA of Elaeis guineensis (African oil palm), 281 nucleotides long. RefSeq names its product signal peptidase complex subunit 1. NCBI's taxonomy places the organism in Eukaryota, Viridiplantae, Streptophyta, Magnoliopsida, Arecales, Arecaceae. The record is from RefSeq and is a predicted model, not a curated record. Gene Ontology annotation, biological process: protein targeting to ER. Gene Ontology annotation, cellular component: membrane; signal peptidase complex.